Messenger RNA from Paramecium pentaurelia, 1131 nucleotides. The record is from the annotation of a GenBank genome assembly. NCBI's taxonomy places the organism in Eukaryota, Ciliophora, Oligohymenophorea, Peniculida, Parameciidae.
AUGCCUAGUGUGCUAUCCAAAAUUCCUAUGCCUUAAUCAUUUCAAAAUAAGGCACUUUCAGGAGCUUUAUUAGUUUUAAUAUUAAUGAUUGUAAAAUCGAAAAAAGAGGCUUCAUCUCCUAGAAAGAUACCUAGAAGAUAAGGCUAAGGGAAUGUUGAUAAAGUAUUUAUAAACAGAAUCUUGGAUCUAUUGAAAAUUGUUAUUCCUUCAAUUAAAAGCAUGGAAGUAUUUGAUUUGAGUGUUCUAACAGUGUUUUUAUUCAUUCGUACUAUGAUGAGUAUUUAUAUCUCAUCUUUGAAUGGUAGAAUAGUCAAAACAAUUAUUAAUGGUGAUUUGUAAAAGUUUAUAAAAAAAGUAUGAAUCAAUAGUUAUAUAUAGAUUGUAUAAUUAGGUUUAGUAGCUGUUCCUGCAAGUUUUGUUAAUAGUUAUUUAGAAUAUCUAAAUAAAUCACUUUCUUUAAGAUUUAGAAGGAGAUUAACUGAAUACUUCCAUGAUUAAUACAUAAAGAAUAUGAUCUUUUAUCAAGUUUCCAAUUUAGAUAGUCGAGUUACUAAUCCAGAUUAGAGAUUAACAACAGAUAUAGAAAAAUGGGCUAAUUCAUUAUCUCAAAUUUACUCCAAUUUUUCUAAACCUAUUUUAGAUAUAUUUUUAUUCUCAAAAAAAUUAGCAGUUUCAAUUGGUUAUUAAGGACCUAUGUAUGUGUUCCUAUGGUAUUUCUUUUCUGGAGUUUUAUUAAAACUAGUAUCUCCAGCAUUUGGUAAAUUAACUGCAAUUGAUUAAAAAUUGGAAGGUGAAUAUAGAAGUGUUCAUAGUCAAUUGUUAUAUCAUGCAGAAGAAGUUGCAUUUUUAUAAGGAUAAAAUUGGGAAAAACUUAAGAUUAAUUAAUCAUAUUAAUAACUUAAUAAGCAUUAAAUAGUUGUAAAUAAACUUAGAUUAUUUAUGGGAAUUUUUGAUGGACUUCUUGUUAAAUAUGGGGCAGUUAUGGCAGGAUAUGGAAUUAUGGGAUUACCAGUAUUUGGACCCAAUAGAGAAGAAUAUUUAAAAAAAAUUGGAAAUGAUAAAAGUGCUAUUACUAGAGAUNCCGUAGAACAUCCGUUAAGCAUUUUUAUUAACUAUACGAUACUUGAUUGA